Molecule: messenger RNA, 3723 nt
Organism: Bubalus bubalis (water buffalo)
Lineage: Eukaryota; Metazoa; Chordata; Mammalia; Artiodactyla; Bovidae
Gene: FOSL1
Product: FOS like 1, AP-1 transcription factor subunit
Exons: 4
Coding region: 124-939 (271 amino acids)
Biological process (GO): regulation of transcription by RNA polymerase II
Cellular component (GO): nucleus
Molecular function (GO): DNA-binding transcription factor activity, RNA polymerase II-specific; RNA polymerase II cis-regulatory region sequence-specific DNA binding
Source: RefSeq, a predicted model, not a curated record
CCCCCAGUAGAAGUGGUUCAGCCCGAGGACUUUUCAUUCAUAAAAAGAAAAGACUCCGCGAGGAGCGAGUGAGUCAGAACCGAAGCCGCCGACGCGGACCCCACAGAGCCGCCAACCCAGGGCAUGUUCCGAGACUACGGGGAACCCGGACCGAGCUCCGGCGCCGGCGGUGCGUACGGCGGCCCGACUCAGCCCCCGGCCACAGGCCAGCAGAAGUUCCACCUCGUGCCAAGCAUCAACACUGUGAGUGGCAACCAGGAGCUUCAGUGGAUGGUUCAGCCUCACUUCCUGGGACCCAGCAGCUACCCCAGGCCUCUGGCCUAUCCCCCAUACAGUCCCCCGCAGCCCCGGCCAGGAGUCAUACGGGCCCUGGGCCCAACUCCAGGGGUGCGUCGCCGGCCCUGUGAACAGAUCAGCCCCGAGGAGGAGGAACGCCGUCGAGUGAGGCGGGAGAGGAACAAGCUAGCCGCGGCCAAGUGCAGGAACCGGAGAAAAGAAUUGACCGACUUCCUGCAGGCGGAGACCGACAAACUGGAAGAUGAGAAAUCUGGACUGCAGCGAGAGAUUGAGGAGCUGCAGAAGCAGAAGGAGCGCCUGGAGCUGGUGCUCGAAGCCCACCGCCCCAUCUGCAAAAUCCCAGAAGGGGCCAAGGAGAGCGAAACCAGCGGCACAGGUGGUGCCAGCGGCACCAGCAGCCCGCCAGGCCCCUCCCGCCCUGUGCCAUGUAUCUCCCUUUCCCCAGGGCCUGUACUUGAACCCGAAGCAUUGCACACUCCCACGCUCAUGACCACACCCUCCCUGACUCCUUUCACCCCCAGUCUGGUCUUCACCUACCCCAGUACGCCAGAGCCCUGUGCCUCAGCCCAUCGCAAGAGUAGCAGCAGCAGUGGGGACCCCUCUUCUGAUCCCCUGGGCUCCCCAACACUCCUGGCCUUAUGAGGCACUCCAGCUCCCGCUCCCUGUGGGUGCCACCCUAACCAGUAUUUCCCUGCACAUUGGUCCAGCUGGCCUGGAUCAUAUCCCAUGUCCAACCCCAGCAGAUUCUUCUCCAUCCCUCCAGACAAAACUGAGCGUAUUUUGCUUCCUAGUAGAGCCAAAGCUGCCCAUUGGUUCUCCAGAGCUGGCUUCUCUAGCACAAUUUGCACUAAAUCAGAGACAAAAUAGUUCCCAUUUGUUGGAGAAAAUUCCAGGCAGCUCCCAAGGGACUUUGUAGAUUCUCAGAGGUCCUCUGGAGCCCUAAUCCCCUGCUGAUCACCCCUAUGGUCUUCAUCACCUCUUCCUGUGAUCCACCCAACCCUACCCCUGACAGAAGAUGAUACUCUACCAGCCUAGAACACUAACUCACCCAGCCCCACUGCCAGCAGCACCAGGUUAUUGAACCAGGACACUCUGCCAGUGCCUCCUAAAAGGAACGGCUCAGGAGAGUGCCAGAGCUGACCUGCAGCCCCCAGCUCUGAGAAGACUUUAGCUCCAAGCCUCCACAGCGUGGGCAGCUGCUAUUUAUUUUCCUAAAGAGAGUAUUUUUAUACAAACCUGCCAAAAUGGAAUAAAAGGCUUGAAGCUCUAGCCUGCUCUCAUUGGACCCAGAGGCUAAAGGGAGACCAUUUGGAACCAGAAGCCUCAGGCUCCCAUUUCAGCUCCACCAACUCACUACCUGACCUUGGACAAACUGAUAUUUCUGGACCUCGAUUUUCUUAUCUGACAAAUGAGGCUACAUCUGUUCUGCCUCAUCUCCAGGACUGAGAAGAGGAAGAGAAGUGCUGUGAGGUGCCAAGCCAAGAGGAUUAUCCUCCUCCCGGUGGGGGACCCACAGUGCUCCGGCGUGUGCCACCGGAGGGCGCUGUUAGGCCCCUUCCAGCCUCUCGGGAGGCGGCUGAGUGGGUUUUAGGCCCCCCGCACCUGCUUCCUGCCCCAUUGUCUUGGACAGGAAGGAGCCGGGAAGGGAGCUGGAGCCACUUCUGGGGCCGGAUCACGGCCUAUCCUGGGGCCUGAUGGGGGAAGCCAAUGGCUCACCACUGUCCCACAUCCCGCCCCAGGACUGAGCUAACGGGGGAGUCAGCCACCUUAGUUCUACAGUCCCUCCAGAUGGGAAUGGUACCCCCAAUGGUCCCCGCCCUCGUCCCAACGCCGGCGAGUUCCAAACAGACGCGCCCGGGCCAUGGGCUCUGCUUCCGCCUCAGUUUAUUAGCCUCCACCCAGCCCCCAGUAAGUCCCUCCACUCCAGCCUCCAGUCCCCCUACUGCCCCGCCAGCGAGAGUCAGGGGCCUUCCUCAGUGUUAGGGUUUCUAAGUCCAUUCCAUCGGCCCUUCGUGCGCAGCCGGGGCGGCGUCGGGUCCCCAGGUCCACCGCAGUCUCGCCGCUUGAGGAGCAAUCCGGGUGGGCGUCGGCGGGAAGCUGUGCCCUCAGUCAUCUGGGGAGCAGGCCAGGGGCAACUGAUCGGGGCUGCCCACGCUGCCGGUACUGGAGCUUCCAUCUCCCAGGUCACGAGGACCGCAGGGGGGCAAGGCCAGCUCGGGUGUCGGCCCAGCGCCAGAGCCCCCCGAGCCGCCGGAGCCGCCUCGGGGACCCCACUCUUCGCCCAGCGCCAGACAGAGCUCCUUGAGCGCCAGGUUCUCCCGCAGCAGCUCCUCCUGGCGGCCUUCCAGCUCGGCCAGCUUCUGCCAACAACCGCCUAGAUCCUCGCGCACGGCUCGGGAUGCUUGGGUCCCGAAGAGCUGCCACUGGCGCGCGGCGCGCCGGCCGCGCUGACGCUCCGAGUCCAGGAAGCAGCAGAGGUCGCGCAGCUCGCGGUUCUCGGCCUGUAGGCGCCGGUUGAGCUGCUUGAGCUCGCGGAUCUCGCCCAGGUGACCCUGUAGCUGCCGGUUCACCUCCUGCAUGAGGCGGCCGCGCUGCACCAGAGCCGCCAGGCGCGCCGCCUCCUCCCGCCGCAGGCGCCGCACCAGCUCCUCCUUGCCCAGAGCCGCCAUCUCUUCAUCCGUCAGCUCCUCCAGGCCGCCCGUCUCGGCCUCCAUGGCUGCCUAAGCCUCUGGAGCAUCGCCUGCCCGCCGCCGCGGCCCAGGAGCCCCACGACGAGCUCCUCGCCGCUGGGGCUCAGGCAACCGCUCAGUGGACAAGCUGUGGUGGAGCUAGCGUAGGAUGCAGCAGCCGCGCGGGGGUGGGCACGCGGCGGGGCGCGCGCCGGGGCGGGGCCCCAUGACGUCGAGGACGAAGAGCCAAUCCAGGCUAGCGCCCUCGGAAGAGGGCGGGGUCCAGGCUCCCAGAAUGAAGCCCUUCCCCGCCCACUUCGGACCGCGGUGUCCCUGAUGCUCGCUGACUCUGAGUAUCCGCGUCCCCGACCUCGGUGCCAGUCAGCCCCAAACUACGUGCUUUGUACCUUCCAAUUCCAAACUGCCUCAAGCUCGAGCCCAGGCCUCUCGGCUCCCUCUGAGAACCAAGAUUCCAGUGUCGACCCUCGACUCUUCCGCCCACCCUCUGACAAAAUCCAGACAGAUCGCCUUUCCAUCCUUCCUAGCUUUGCUCGAACUGUAGAGUCUCGACUCACUGAGCAUCGCUUUCAGUCCUUGGAAACUUAAGUCCAAACGUCCUGGCUCACAUCAUCAGCGUAUUCUCCCUCUCACAGACCGUUUCCUGUCCGGUGGGAGGGGCAUACAAUGGAUUUGUUUGUUCAGUAAACUUUUAUUGUGUGUAAGGGCUAUGCAGAAAUAAACUUGAGUAAUAUCCUUA